UAUCUGGCCACGGGGAAGGUCGGAGGGAGCAAGGAAGGACGGCGCCCGGCCCCCCCCACGCCUGAUCCCGGCCCCACCCCAGGCCCGAUCGCGGCCCUCCCUCCACCUCGCCCCGGCGAAGCAGCGAGCGGGCGGGGCGGCGGCGGCGCACGGCCCGGAGCCCGCCCUCCCCACCCACCCCCCCCUAGGAGGAGGCGGUCAGCGCAGUGCUCGCGCCCAGGCCAGCCACCAGCCCGGCUCAGGGAGCUAGCCAAGGCGUGGAGGUGGAGCUGGAGGAGGACUACGAAGGAGGGUGGGUGGGGGGAGGGAGGGGCGGGGCCAGGAACACCUGGGGCCGGUGGCCAUGGACGCUGAGGGCAGCGACCUUGAUCUAACCGAGCUGUCCAUUCAGAAGAGAGGACGGGAAGGGAGGACCAUGAGCUGCGAGUCUAUGCUCCCCUACUACACGGCGGCCAGCGGACGCGCCGUGGGCAUGUUCAACACCUCCAUGGGCGAGCUGCAGAGGCAGCUGUACAAGGGCGAGUACGAUGCCUUCAAGUACGCCCCCAUGUUCGAGAGCGACUUCAUUCAGAUCAGCAAGAGAGGCGAAGUCAUCGAUGUGCAUAACCGGGUACGCAUGGUGACGGUGGGCAUCGCGUCCACGAGCCCCAUCCUGCCCUUGCCCAACGUCAUGCUGCUGGCCCGGCCCGUCGUGUACCUGGAGGACCCCCCACCCUUUCCAGAGCCUGGCUCCAGGAGCAUGCUGCACUUCCCUUCCAAGACCCUGGAGUUGACCAGGCUACUCCCCUUAAAGUUCGUGAAGAUUUCCGUCCAUGACCGUGACAAGCAGCAGCUUCGGCUAAAGCUGGCCAGCGGGCGAUCGUUCUACCUCCAGCUCUGCCCACCCUCCGACGCCCGGGAGGACCUCUUCUCCUACUGGGAGAAGCUCAUCUACCUCCUGCGGCCACCCGUCGAGGGCUACAGCAGCACCCACGCCAUCCCUGCCGGGGACGGGGUCGAGGUGCCUGUGUUCAUGGCCGAAGAGAAGUCUCCCGAGCCAAUUCUACAUAGCGAAGGGGAGCAGGAUAAAGUGAGCAUCAAGAGUCUUCAUAUGAUGUCCGACAUCCCCCGGCAGGAGCAACUGAUGGUGGCGAAGUCAGAGAUCAUCCUGGCCGCCUCGGCCGGGGAGGCCUUCCCCUGCCCGGGAGACACCGAUAGGGACCUGCUGACCCACCACUACACCAUCCAAGGGGUCCCCAGCGUGUCCCCGCCCAGCACACCAUCCAUCCCGAGCAUCGCAGUGGCGGUUGCCGCCAGCAGGGGUCCCACAGGCAAGGCCACUCCGGGCUUAGGGGUGGCCGUGACGGAAAGUCAGGGGCCCAGCCUGAGUCUGGCCCUGGCCGGGACCGCAACUGCGCAGGUGACAGAAACCAUGUCCGCUGGCAGUGUGAGUCUGGUGCUGGCCGGUGCCGCCAGCAUGUCUCCGGACUCCGUGAGCAUGGUCUCGGCGGGCGCCGGAAGCCUCAGCCCCUCCGGACCCAUAAGCGUGGCCUCAGCCGGAGCCGGCGGCAUAGCCAUAGCCGGGAUAGGAGUCAUCGCUCCCCCGCUGGAGUCCGAGCCCCCCCUCGUGUCGACCUUGCAGACCGAAGGCUACAUGAGCGAACGGGAUGGAAGUCAGAGGCUGGCCCCCAGCAGCACCCCGGAGGCGGUCAAGGAAGGGAGGUCAUCCCGGAGGCGAUCCCGGCACCGGGAAGGCCGGGGGCGGAAGGGAGGCGAGAAGGACACCAGCGGCGGUGGCCAAAAGAAGUCCUCCCGGCGGGCCGUGACCUCCAAGGAUGCGCAGAAGGCCGGCCACCGGCCCCGGAGAAGCCGGCGCAGCCCAUCCUCCCGCAAGGCCUCCAGCCCGUCCAUCAAGGAUUCCAGAUUCAGAAGCUCUUACAGAAACGGGGCCCUGCGGGUGGCGCCCGGGCUAACGGUAGACAUUUUCUUUGCCUUGUCUCAUGUCUUCAGGACCUCCCAUAAGCCCGGGAAGAGUAAGAGCUCGGCCAGCACGCCUUCCACUGCCCCGACUAAGAAACCCAGCCGGAUCGCCUCCUUCUUGCGCAGCUUCUCUCGAUCCAGCCAGAGCACCAAGAGCACCUCUGUCCUCACAAAUGUGGGGGGCACGGCCGAGGCCCCCAAGGCCGCGGCCGCUGAAAUCGACAUGAGCACCAUCCUGGAGAACAUGGAGAGCACCGAGAUGGAGAUGGAGACCAUCACUGAGUUGGUAUCCCCCGCAGAGGAAGAGGAGGAGGAGGAAGAGGAGGAGGAAGAGGAGCUGGUCAGCCUGCUGAUGGACUCCCAAAGGCCCGCCCCACCCCUCCCGUGUCCCCCUGAGUCCCGGCACUAGCCAGGCCACCCACCUAGGGCCACAGAGAAUAGCCGGCGGGCUCGGAUAUUAAAGAAUCGUCUUUGGUCCCAGA
Messenger RNA from Antechinus flavipes (yellow-footed antechinus), 2441 nucleotides. Its product is annotated as Golgi-associated RAB2 interactor protein 4-like. The record is from RefSeq and is a predicted model, not a curated record. Lineage: Eukaryota; Metazoa; Chordata; Mammalia; Dasyuromorphia; Dasyuridae. Gene Ontology annotation, cellular component: nucleus. The coding region runs from base 344 to 2368 and encodes 674 amino acids. The transcript has 7 exons.